Cadophora gregata is the source of this 3026-nucleotide messenger RNA. RefSeq lists its product as uncharacterized. The record is from RefSeq and is a predicted model, not a curated record. The coding region runs from base 1005 to 2399 and encodes 464 amino acids. The transcript is spliced from 2 exons. NCBI's taxonomy places the organism in Eukaryota, Fungi, Ascomycota, Leotiomycetes, Helotiales, Ploettnerulaceae.
UUUGACUACCUCAUGCUCGCCAAAUGCGAAGGGCUGAUUACUCAGGGAGUAACAUGCAUGCAUCACAAAUGAUAUAGAAGGGGAAUGCUACCAUAAAUGCCUUGGUUAACGCCUUUGCAAAGUUUGCAGCUGCAGCACUGAAUUUAUACCUGCCCCGCAGUAUCCAAAUCCACCGCCAACCCGACAUGGAAACCUCAAGUGCGGAAACUCUCGCCGCCAUAGAGCAGAGGAUUGCAAGUGAUAAGAUUGCCAACUUCAAGGGCGCCGCUCGAGUAUCGAUUCAGCAUCUGGAAUUUCCACACCCAACUCGUCCGAUCGAUAGGAAGGCCAUUCGGCAGUUGAUCAGAGAAUUUGAUGGCGAAGGAUGCAUUCGAGAGGAAGCGAGUCAUCGUAUUCCUGUCGUUAUCGAUGACUCGAUACUGCAGGCUGCACUCGAGAGGCUUUCUCUGACAGCUGAAACCUUCAGAUCGAAAGCGGACCACCCACCUUUUCUAGAACUAGGAAGCGGGGUGAAACUAGAGUGUCUUCAUGGGCAACACCGAGUUCUGGCAGCAAAGGAGCAUCUUGCCGCAUCGCAAUUGUGGUGGGUAGUUGACAUCUAUGGGACCGAUCUCAACAAAGAUACCAAGCAAGCGCUUCGCGAGGGUUAUUCCUACUCAGCAAAAUAUACAUCCGGCGAGUUGUUUCGCCACAUGCGCCUCUGCCAUUACGAUAAUGAUCCUUUGGGAGUACAACGUUGGCGGGGAAGGUUUAGCUCUUCUCAAGACACGUUUUUAGAGCAGCUUCUCAAGCGACCUAUACUAGUUGAGGCUUUAGAUUCUAUUCUUCAUAUCCAAGGUGUCUGGAGAGAUUUUUAUGUCGGAUCUCUUGACGUCAUCUUAUUCCCAAAGUGUGACGAAGUCAGUUUCGUCAAUUUCUACAAUGGCUGGUCUAACUUGGUAUAGGAAAUUGCUCAUUAUAUCAACUCCAUCAAAGCUAUCCUAGCCCGUAUUUUCAACGGCGAUAUGACAACAAUGAUGCGUACCGAUCCCAUGACAAUAGAAUCCAUACAGUCGAGGUGUCCUGCACUUUCGAAGUCAGACUAUGACUUUAUCGAAGAGAACAUGGAGUCUGGCGAACUUUUUCCAGAGCUCAUCGAUCCCGUAAAGAGGGCUGAUAUCACUCGGAAUCUACUCAACAAUGAGGAGCUGAUACCAAGUCUCUAUACGUUGGUCAAAGACAUCAGGUACUUGAAGCAGCCAUCCAAACACUUGUCCAGGCUCCUACCUGCGUCCCGUAAGAAAAGUCUUCGCCAGCGGUGGUUUCAUCUUUUCAGUGGUACUGGAUCGAGUGGUGGUGGGAUCGCAAUGCAACAGCGGGUACUGGGUCCGUACACAACUGGAGGUCCGGAUUCAUUUGAUGUCCGUUAUCAGCAGCUGUGGCUUUGCUCCUAUAGGGUAUGCAAAUACCCAAAUGCGUAUGGCCGGCUGCAUUUAGCGGAGCUUGCUCGCCGAUUAGGAUUUUCGACUCCAAAGAUCGAGUUCGAAUUGACUCAGGACCCUGCGCAAGCUGUGAUUAAGAACGCACUUCGGGACGUCUUCCACACCCUGCGGCCGAACGAAAAGUUCAACUUCGAUGCUAACAAAGCAAACCCUAUCGUGGCCUCAUUCAAGGAAUAUAUCAACAGCCAAGAGUCAAUAAACGCGAAGUCGGUACUCCCCCCAAUUACCGUCACCGGAAAAGGCGCUCCGCUGUCUUGCAGAUGUGGUCAAAGCAAAUUGGAUACUCGGGAUCUCGCACACCUUUUUCUGGACAAGAUACACGCUCCCCUAUCCAAAUAUCAAAGGCACGGAGAUGAAAUUAGUUCAUUUUAUGUUAAGCGUUCACGACAUAUUGCGUUCUUUGGUGCGAUAGACCUCACAGAAAAUCGGGAAGGUCCGUCAACGCAUCUAGUGUCUACUCCUUCAUCUUUAGAUCGCCGACAACCAGACGCAUUUCGACCUGCUGUCGAAAUGACCAGUUCCAUCCCUUCUACAAGUCGUCAAGCUCGUAGCCCAGAUGAAGGGAUUGAGAGCAACCAAGUUGUGUUAUUCCAGGAACCGGCGGUUAAAUUUAUAGAGAAGGGCGUUCUUCUUCGAGAAGUUCCAUUCAGAAAGGAAGAUGUUAAUCGCCAGGCUAAGGAGUAUGCCGAUCAAGGCAGGAAAUUGUUCCUGGAACAAGGCCCGUACUUUACCUGGCAGGAUUGUUUUGAUAUACUCACAAGGACGAAAAAAUCGGCUGUCACUGUAACUACGGUUGUUGAGUCGCUAGCGGGGAAGAGACGCCGGGGUGAAGACUUGCCUACACGGCUCCAGCCUGCAACAAAGGAGGCUUUCGACUUUGAGAUGAACGAGGAUGAGGACGAGGAGGAGGAGUUGUAAUCUAGUAAUGAAAUAACACCAAACUCUCUGCUACUCGCUAUGAAAGAGUGACAGGACCAAUAUCCACCCAAUCUUGAAUCUCCUAGCGAUCUCUACCCAUCCACAGAUUGCAGAACUUUUCCGGCAGUUAUGCCCCUCAACAACGGCAGUUCCUCGUUGGCUCACGAUAAUCAACGAUUCUAACAUGGAGGUCUACGCAAGGAUAAUGAAGCAUAUAAUGUACCAUUGCAAUACCAGGGACUUUCUUGGGGCAUGCAGCGCUUCCAGGGCCACAAUGUCAAAUCUACUACCAUCAAGAAGACCCAAUUAGAUUCCUUUCCACUCAUUGUGACCACGUCAGCAAUUACAUGCUCAGGCCUAGCUAUAAUUAGCGCUGGCGCUUCUACAAGGAGCUAAGAAGUGGGAGUGUGCAUUCGUCUCGUAACUAUGGCAUAUGGUGCUAAGGGAUAGCGGGUACAAUGGCCGAGAUAGGGACAUACAUGAUGCUACUUUGCACCGUUAGUGAGACGGAUUUGGUGGUGGAGGAGACUACAUACCACUUUCUACUAGCUAUGAUGCAUCGAAGCAAGGCUGAGGCUACCGGGAACCCAUACAGGAGAGGUACAGAUGACUCGGUCUAGAACGAAC